AUGGAUGAAGAUCAAGACGGUGAUGCAGAAGAACUGUAUCUCGGAACAAAGGACAAGGGUUGGGGAAAAAGUGUUUAUGAUGAUGAUAACGGGUUCGUUGCUGAUCCAAAAGCAUUCUAUGAAUCCGAUUUCGACCCGGACUUCUGGUCCGAAGAAGAAAUGACGAUUUUUGCCAGACGAUAUUCCUUAUUCCCGAAACAGUUUGGCAAAAUCGCUGCAUCGUUACCACAGAAGACAACCGCUCAAUGUGUCGCAUACUACUAUCUCACGAAGAAGGAAGAU
Messenger RNA from Meira miltonrushii, 282 nucleotides. RefSeq lists its product as uncharacterized. Gene Ontology annotation, cellular component: Set3 complex. The record is from RefSeq and is a predicted model, not a curated record. Gene Ontology annotation, biological process: regulation of transcription by RNA polymerase II. Lineage: Eukaryota; Fungi; Basidiomycota; Exobasidiomycetes; Exobasidiales; Brachybasidiaceae. The annotation marks the transcript as partial. The transcript has a single exon.